Molecule: messenger RNA, 1542 nt
Organism: Cladophialophora psammophila CBS 110553
Lineage: Eukaryota; Fungi; Ascomycota; Eurotiomycetes; Chaetothyriales; Herpotrichiellaceae
Exons: 8
Coding region: 1-1542 (513 amino acids)
Molecular function (GO): oxidoreductase activity, acting on paired donors, with incorporation or reduction of molecular oxygen; monooxygenase activity; iron ion binding
Source: RefSeq, a predicted model, not a curated record
AUGGCACUCAUGAUAAGUCCUACCAUCAUCGUUGGCGUGCUCAUUGUAGCUUUUGCGAUAUGGAGACUCUUACGAAUUGGUCGACGAGACCCCAGACUCCCGCCAGGACCGCCAACGGUUCCCGUGCUGGGAAACGCUCACCAAAUUCCUCUCACGGGAUUGGGCAAAAAAUUCCACGAUUGGGCCAAAGAGUACGGGCCGAUCUACUCUUUGAAAGUCUUUGACUCGACUAUGAUCGUGUUGGCCGAUCGCAAAGCCAUCUAUCAGCUGCUGGAUAAGAAAGGCAGCAUCUAUUCAGAAAGACCAUAUCUUGAAGUUCCCAUUUUCAUGAGUCGGGGCUGCCAUAUGACUUUUGAACAAGCAACACCAGGCUGGAGAGAAAAGCGCUCCGUAGUCACAAGGAAUUUGAAUCCCAAAAACCUGGACGAGAAGCAUUUCAGGGUCCAAGAAGCCGAGUCGACCGUUUUCAUGAACAACCUCCUUCACCAUCCUACCAAAUCAUUCGACUACGCUAGGCUGUACGCUUCGUCCGUGGCGUCAAUACUCGCAUGGGGCUUCAGGGCCAAGGAUUUCAAUUCCUUCUUCUACAAGGACUUUUACGACUUUGUGGACCAGGCAAGUCGAAACGUCAAUCCAGGUGCAAAUCCGCCCGUGGAGCAGGCGCCGUGGCUGUGGUAUCUCCCGGGAGCCUGGAAGAAACGAGCUUACCACGUGAGGGAUCUGAUGGAUUCAACGUGGUCUAAAGCGCGGAAAAUGGUUGAAGAGAGACGCGAAAGAGGCGACAUCCGCAACUCGAUGAUCGAUCUGAAACUUACCGAGUAUGAGAAGGACGGCUGGCCCAUGUCACAGUAUGCCUUCAAUAAUCUUUUUGGAGAAUUGCUCGAAGCGGGAGCAGACACCACCGCCAAUAUGCUUCUGACCAUCAUCCUUGCGGUUACAAAGUUCCCCGAAGUUCAGGUCAAGGCAAGAGAGGAGCUAGACGAAGUCUGUGGUACCGAGCGAACGCCCGUCUUCUCCGACUUCGACCGCCUUCCAUAUAUCAACUGCAUUAUCAAGGAAGCUUUGAGAUGGCGCCCAACCUCCGAUCUUGGGAUUCCACACCGACUCGCUCAGGAUGAUUGGUACGAGGGCAUGUUUUUCCCAAAAAACAGCACAGUUUGGUUGGCCGCUUGGGCUAUCCAUCAAAAUGAAAACGAAUAUCCUCAUCACGACCGCUUCAACCCGGAUCGAUUCAAGAAACAUACCAAACUCGCCAGCGAUUAUGCCGUUUUACAUCACUACGGAUAUGGAGCAGGCCGAAGGAUGUGUCCGGGCAUCCACCUGGCAGAAAGAAGCAUGUGGCGCGUUACCGCAAAAUUGCUCUGGGCCUUCGAGUUUGAGGAACUGCCGGACAAGCCACUCGACGUAAAUGCGUACACUUCAUCGAAUCUUGUGCGACCGCUGGAAUACGAGGUCAAAGUGACACCUCGAAGUGAGCAACAUAGAGAUGUCAUCCGACGUGAGCUGAACGGAGCCUUGGAAUUCUUGAGCCAAUAUGACUGA